GAGCAAAUUGUUGAUGACCUGUAACCAGCCGGGUCAGGUAGAGACUUGGUGGCACUGACGGCUUUGGCAGCCAACAUCGGCCACUAUUCAUCAGUGUGCUUUUUCUUGCAAGUUGGUUGACCUGAGGCAGAGGAAUAAGCCAGUUGGCGGCGGUGCAAAGAACCCCGCCAUAGCGUCGGGUGACAGGGAUUAUAUUCCACAACCUGCCCACGUCAUCGCCCACUCCAUUGCUGGCUUCUUCCUUGUCAAGAAACCACAGAAAUGAUCGACCCCUCGAUUCGCCUGCGCCGGGCAAUCCACGCAAACGAUGGGUUGCUGGUCCGGCGCAUCCUGAAGUCGCACCCCCACCUCCUCCACAACCCGGACCUCUCGCUAGCGGGCAACGCCAACUCGAACCUCCACCUCGCCGCCUCGCUCGGCUUCCUCCCCAUAUGCAAGCUCCUCAUCGAGCUGGGCCACGAGGACGACGGGCCGGCCCUCAACGACGACCACCAGACGGCGCUGAUGCUGGCCGCCGCGGCGGGGCACACCGAGGUGGUGCACUUCCUCUGCGAGCACGACGCGCGCAUGGUCCUGCGCCAGGACCUGCGCGGGCGCGACGCCAUCAUGGAGGCGAGCCUGCACGGGCACGACACGGUGGUGCAGAUCCUGCUGACGUACGCGCCCGGCGGGGCGGCGGCGGCGCUGGCGCAGGCCGACCUCGACGGCAACACGGCGCUGCACUUCGCGAGCAGCAACGGCCACCUGCUCGUGCUGCGCACGCUGCUGGCCGCGGGCGCCGAUGCUGGUAGGAAGAACGCCUGGAGUUGGACGGCUGAGGCUUACAGCGCUACGGUGCAGGCAGAGGUUUACCUGAAGACGCUCGUCGCCGAGGUCGAGCGGCGGAAGCAGGCUAGGAAGGAGGAGGAGGUGGUGAUGCCGGGGAAGAAUAGGGGCGGGGCUGUGAGGUUGGUUGUGAAGGAAGUCGGUGAUUAAAUGGAUGAUGUUGGGGUGGUGGGGGGGAGAACACAGCACUGUGUUGGUGAGUUCCAGAGUAUGUGGCCACUACCGUGAGUUGCGGUUUCAGGGCAUUAUGAUAAUGGAUCGAGGCAGGCGAUACACUCCUAAUGACCAUCGAGAACC
This is a messenger RNA of Chaetomium strumarium, 1122 nucleotides long. RefSeq names its product ankyrin repeat-containing domain protein. The coding region runs from base 262 to 975 and encodes 237 amino acids. The transcript has 2 exons. Gene Ontology annotation, molecular function: protein binding. The record is from RefSeq and is a predicted model, not a curated record. Lineage: Eukaryota; Fungi; Ascomycota; Sordariomycetes; Sordariales; Chaetomiaceae.